This is a messenger RNA of Hevea brasiliensis (rubber tree), 2235 nucleotides long. RefSeq lists its product as uncharacterized. The coding region runs from base 343 to 1380 and encodes 345 amino acids. The transcript has 5 exons. NCBI's taxonomy places the organism in Eukaryota, Viridiplantae, Streptophyta, Magnoliopsida, Malpighiales, Euphorbiaceae. The record is from RefSeq and is a predicted model, not a curated record.
CGAAUAAAAUAUAAAUGAGAAAAAAGUGAGGCAGAAGAAGUACAGGUCUGGCAGAAUUUAUUAGAAUGAUUUUUCUAUUUCUGUGAGUCUGCCAUCGCAGGAUUUCUACGGAAGAAAAUUAAUGGCAUCGCUAACAGGGUGACACCUCCUCCAGAAGUUUGACGAUUUCUUCAUAAUCUUCCUUCUUCAACGGAAGAUUCUUCUCUCCUCUGAUUCCGUGAGUCAGCCAAUUUCCUCAUUACUAAACCCACCAACACUGCAAUUGCAUUUCCUCUCUUUGGAUUAUAAUUCUGCAAUCAAAUUUCAUAUUGGUUGAUGAAGAAUUGAGAGCAGAGAGGAAACAUGGAAUUCAACAAUGGCGAGCAACCAAAUGGAGAGGAAAGCAAUGAGAUAGAGCAAUACAAAGUCCGUAUUAUGAGAGCCCAUGUCGAAAGAGAAGAUCCCUCUGCCAAGGAAGUGGAUGAUUUGAUGAUCAGGAGAUUUUUGCGUGCUCGUGAACUAGACGUUGAGAAGGCUUCUACCUUGUUUCUUAGGUACCUAAGCUGGAGGCGAUCAUUUCUCCCUAAUGGUUUUAUAUCUCCAUCAGAGAUUCCACAUGAACUUGCCCAAAACAAGUUGUUCAUGCAAGGUGUUGAUAAGAAGAAUCACCCUAUAGUUGUUCUUUUUGGUGCCAAACAUAAGCACUACAAAGGAAAUCUGGAGGAGUUCAAGCGUUGUAUAGUCUUCACCCUUGAGAGAAUAUGUGAAAGAAUGCCAACAGGACAGGAAAAGUUUGUGGCCAUUGCAGAUCUUGAAGGAUGGGGAUACACUAACAGUGACGUUCGCGGAUAUAUAGCAGCACUAUCAAUACUGCAGGAUUGCUAUCCAGAGAGGUUGGCCAAAUUGUUCAUAGUCCAUGUGCCUUACAUAUUCAUGACUGCAUGGAAGAUUAUUUACCCAUUCAUUGACAGCAAAACGAAAAAGAAGGUAUGGAAUGUAUUUCUUUUCAAGGAAUAUAUGAUCCUGAUUGGUAUUUGUUUAUUUUGUUCCCAACAUGUUUCUAUUCUUCUAACCAGUUUGACAAAAUUUAGAAGAUGUUCUUUAAAAAAUAAAUUGAAAAGAGCUUUAGUAAAUAUUUUUAGGAUUAGUGUCCCUAGAUAUGAAUACAACUCAACUCAACUAAGUUUUUAUCUAAAAAAUUUGGGGUCGGCUAUAUGGAUUCGCUUUCUCCACUCUGAACGAUUUUGGGUUAAAUCCUCAGAAAUGUGUAAUGCUUUUAGGUCAUGUUGUACUACUCUCCUCCAAGUCAAUUUAGGUCUACCCAUUUUUUUCUUUCUAUUCUCUAACCUAAUGUGCUCUACUUGUCUAAUUGGAGUCUCCGUAUGUCUACGCUUCACAUAACCAAACCACCUCAAUCUUCCUUCUCUCAACUUAUCUUCAAUUGGCACCACUCCUACCUUUUCUCUAAUACUCUCAUUACGGACUUUAUCUAGUCUAGUAUGGCCACUUAUCCACCUUAACAUUCUCAUUUCUGCAACUCUUAUUUUAGAUGUAUACGACUCUUUCAGUGCCCAACACUCACUACCAUAUAACAGUCCCUAGAUAUGAAUAAAUGAUUUGAAAUCAGAAGUUGAGAUAUCUUAGGGUCCAGGAAUUCCUCAAAUCUAAAAAUGCAAUAAAUAUCAUAAUCUUACGAUGUUUUUUGUUUUAAAGUUUCAGAAACUUUAGAAUUUCACUGAGUAAGCAUAAUUUGCACAGAUGGUUCUUUUUUAUUUAUUUUGUUCACUGUUUUCAGCAUGUGAGUACAUGGUUACCAAAUUUCUGCAGAUAAAUUUUGUUGAGAAUAAAAAAUUAAAAUCCACUCUGCUUGAAGACAUUGACGAGAGCCAGCUUCCUGAUGUAUAUGGAGGCAGACUAGCAUUAGUUCCUAUCCAAGACAGCUAACUUGAUGACUUGCACCAAUUGGAUGUUUCAGCAGCAUUCUGCUGUACAAUUGGUUGGCUUCAGGAACCAAACCUGAUGACAAUGAUAGUUCAUACCCGCAUAUUUUUCUUCUCCCGUUGGCUUUUCCACGGGUUUGUAGUCCUUCAAUAUGAGCCAUAUAAUCUGGGAUCAUAAAUGUAAUUUUAACUCUUUUGGAUAGUCUAUAGUCUAUAUGGUUAAAUAAAGAAAUAUAUGCCCCAUUAUAGAAGGGGUCUUAUUGUAUUCAUCAUGUUACCAUUGAACCACCUAGUCAAAUUACAACAAUUUCAAGUA